Parus major (Great Tit) is the source of this 5997-nucleotide messenger RNA. It is a transcript of the gene HS3ST5, whose product is annotated as heparan sulfate-glucosamine 3-sulfotransferase 5. Lineage: Eukaryota; Metazoa; Chordata; Aves; Passeriformes; Paridae. The transcript has 4 exons. The record is from RefSeq and is a predicted model, not a curated record. Gene Ontology annotation, molecular function: [heparan sulfate]-glucosamine 3-sulfotransferase activity. The coding region runs from base 387 to 1424 and encodes 345 amino acids.
GAUCUGAGAUAGGUCCCACCUGGGGUGAAAACAUGGGAAGACAUCAGGCUCUCCGUGGUGACGGCUCUCCUGUACUUGAUCCAGUGUGUGACAUGACCUGGGCUCCCAGCAUGACUGCAGUGUAGGAAUCCCUUUGAGAUGCUCAGGCACAGUGAGGUGUACACCAUUUCAGCAGAGAUGUCUGAUCUUUCCAUCUGCAUACCUGGAGUUGCUUUAUUCCCUGAAUGGUCUUUUCAGUGACCACUAAAGUCUUCUUGGGACUGAACACUGGAACAGAUGAGUUAAAUCCUUCUGGAAUGUUCUUCAUCAAAUGUAGAUGUACUGGACUUUCUGGAUGUGCCUAAGGACACAAAGACUGAAGAAGUCCUGAAGAUUGAUGGAGGGCCAUGCUAUUCAAACAGCAGGCGUUGCUCAGACAGAAGCUCUUUGUGCUAGGCAGCCUUGCUAUUGGAAGUCUCCUAUAUCUAGUUGCCAGAGUUGGGAGUUUGGAUAGACUGCAGCCCCUCUGCCCCAUUGAUGGUCGUUUUGGACCCCAUGGCCAGGACGAAAUCCCGUUGCGAGCCCUGCAGUUCAAGCGAGGUCUGCUCCAUGAAUUUCGAAAGGGCAAUGCCACCAAGGAACAAAUUCGACUGCACAAUCUGGUUCAGCAGCUUCCCAAGGCCAUUAUCAUUGGGGUGCGGAAAGGAGGCACCCGAGCACUACUGGAGAUGCUGAACCUUCACCCUGCAGUGGUCAAAGCUUCUCAAGAGAUUCACUUCUUUGACAAUGAUGAAAACUAUGCCAAGGGAAUUGAGUGGUAUCGGAAAAAAAUGCCUUUUUCUUACCCUCAUCAAAUAACAAUUGAGAAAAGCCCUGCGUAUUUUAUCACUGAGGAAGUACCUGAAAGGAUUUACAAAAUGAACUCAUCUAUCAAAUUAUUGAUCAUUGUCAGGGAACCUACCACCAGAGCUAUUUCUGAUUACACUCAGGUGCUGGAAGGCAAGGAAAGAAAGAACAAAACUUACUACAAAUUUGAGAAGCUGGCUAUUGAUCCUAAUACCUGCGAAGUGAACACUAAGUAUAAGGCAGUGAGAACCAGCAUCUACACAAAACAUCUGGAGAGGUGGUUAAAAUACUUCCCAAUCGAGCAAUUUCACAUCGUGGACGGAGACCGGCUCAUCACGGAGCCACUGCCAGAGCUCCAGCUGGUUGAGAAGUUCCUAAAUCUUCCUCCAAGGAUAAGUCAGUACAAUUUAUACUUCAAUGCCACCAGAGGGUUUUACUGCUUGCGAUUUAACAUUGUCUUUAACAAGUGCCUGGCGGGUAGCAAGGGACGCAUCCAUCCAGAGGUGGAUACCUCUGUCAUAACCAAAUUGCGCAAGUUCUUCCAUCCUUUUAAUCAAAAAUUUUACCAGAUCACGGGGAGGACAUUUAACUGGCCCUAAACUAAACUUCAUACAACAUUUUCUGUUGCACCUGAGGCAUGCAAUAGGAUGCCUCUGCUGAAAUAUGCACUUUUCAUUGAUACGGCUAGCAAAGUAACUUUUUUCAUGCAUAUGUGUACAUAAUGCAGUGUGUGACCAAAUAUAUGGUGGGAUCGAUUUUUUCUACAGAGUAGUAACUAACAUAAAUUUACUGUCAAUAUAGUUGCAUCUUUUAAGAUAUAAUAAUAAAGGGAAAGGAAGUAUUUAGGGAAACAGUCAGACAGUGUUAAAAGGGUCAGUGUUCCUCUUGCUUAGUGAGGUGUUUAUGUGACAUACUUAUUGAUCUAAGCAGAACAUUACUUUAUGCCAUAAAAAUUCUUGUCAAAAGUCUGUAAAGCUGUGAGAAAACAUAAUCUUGAAGCUAUGUUUGGUAUGUGUAUUGCUAAAGGAAUACUGACACUUUAAACACAGUGCUGCAUUUUUACGAGAGUGAAUAGUACUAUUUUCUUAUUAUUUUAAAUGAAUAUCUUAUCUCAUACAACCUACUUUGUUUUAGAGUUCCUGUGGUGAGUUUGCACUAUUGUUUUAUUGUAUGGACCAUAGUGUCACUUGUAGCAUGUCAAUCAUGUGUCAAGAAAAGGUCAAAUAAUUUUUUCUUCUAUACUUGUGUGUUGACAAAGCUAAAUAUAGUGUACAUAGUGUACAAUGUUUGUAAAUACUGGUUUCACACUAAGUAAUUCUAUUUUGUAAACUGAAUAUGGCUAUUUAAUUUAUUGUGAAAAUUAAAUUUAUUGUGGUAUUUAAAAAUGGAAUGGAUUAAAAUUACCUAUAUGUGCAAUGGCUUUUCACUUCUGCUUGAUCUAUGUCAGUGUGGUCCCUUAGCUUAGACAGAUCAUAUGUAUGUGUGAGAGAGAUUUGCUCAGGUAAGCUUGGUUUAUAGACAGUUUAAAAAGCUGAUACAUGUGGCAAAGCAGGGUUUAUUAAAAAGCUCAUCCUUCUAGGAAACUGGUGUAAUGUUCACCCCAAAGACAUUGCUGUUCCAUUGUGGCACUUUGCUAAAAUCAAUUCAGUUUCCCACGAGGCUAAAGCAUGACUGCAAAAGCCUACUGUAACCAGGUGUCCUGGGGUAUACUGAAAAAGCAGAGUCCUCAUUAAAACCAAAAAAAAAAAAACCAGACAGAUCAACAAAAUUAGAAGAAAAAUUUUGGUGAUUUCAUCACCAAAAGGUGGUGAUGCUUCAGAAGUCACAGAAGACAGUUGUGAUACCUUUGCUUUCAUCUGGUAAUGCAUGCAUGUGCUCUGAAGAAAACAACCACAAUAUUGUUAUUACUGGGAUAAACAUAUAGUUCGUACUUCCGUUCAAUAAGGUAAAAGAAAUUAGUUCAGGAAAUUAAUAUUUUUGUGCAUUAUAUGUUGUAUAGUUCUUAAAGAUUCAUAAGUAAAAACAAUUAAAGCAAAUAAAAAAAGUAUUUUAAAACAAGAAGGAAAAAAAAGAGAGAAGUGAAGUAAAAAAAAAGUCCCAACCACUUUAAAACCACUAUCUAGAGAUUGAUGGAGAGAGAAAUUUUGGAAGGUAUCCAGAACAUCUGAAUAUUCUGGGCUAUGGCAGCAGAGUGGCUGGUAGUUCAGAUUGUAAUAAGAUCAAGCGUUCCCCAUAGGCUGUUUAUUUUGUUCAGUGAUUUGGAAGCAUUGGUUUUACUAAAUAAGUGGUUUUAAAAACUCUUCUGAGAGACUGCUUCUUGUCUUGCUGUAUCUUUAAUCAUAUGUGCUAACACUGUGAGCAAUGUGCCCUUUCUUCAUGCUGCAUCGGAGUCGUGCCAGCACAACACCGCAGAGCAUAUGUGAAAUUCUCUGCAGUAGCUACAAUACAACUCACUGUUUUCCUGUAUAAGAGCCAUUUAUCUUGCCUACUUCCAGGCAAAAAGACAGAUAUUUAACUUGUCUAAUAGUGUUCCACAAGGAGGUUUUGUCCAAUUUAACUUUUUCAUGGUCUUUAUAUGGGCAGACAAAUUCCAGGCAGCUUUGGGUGAUACUUGGAUGAUACUUCAUAUAGUCCUGGCUACAAACUGACUGAAGGCUGAGAUGUAUUUUCAAUGAAAGGGACAAAUUAGCUAUAUCAAAGUUACCUCCAAGCACAAAAUAUGCAUUUGGAAUUAAUAUCUCUCUGCAUUGAUCAGAUGAGCCACAGAGACUGUGAUCUACCAGGCACGACUACGCACAUUCCUGUUAAAGUCAGCUGGCUUAACUCCAGCUUAUCAUUUGCAAUUUUGGAGAGAUGUGGAUAAAUUUAGGCUAUAUCUUAGACAAAUCUGGUUCAAAAAUGCAUGGAAGAAUAGUCAGGAACAGGAGGGGAGGAAAGAGGGUUCAAAGGCAUUAUAAAUUAUAUUAAGAGAACUAAAAGAGCAGGAGACUGAUUCACUAAGCCUUCAAUGCAAUGUUGCCAGGUCUAUUUGACAUAACCCAUUGAAGAGAAAAUUUCAAAACUGAUUCAUAAUACAUAGAUACAACACAUCACCCAAAGCAUUCUCCUAGGUUAGUGGUCAGUGCUCAUAACCAUUUUGUGAAGUCCUGACCUUAUGGUAUUUUCCUCUUCAGGAAUUUCUGAAUAAUUCACUUCACCGCUUUGCUUUGCUUCCCAAAUUUUGAGUGAAUCAUUUCUAUUCAAACUGGUCAUGAGUGCUCAGACUGGGAAGAACGUUCUUAUCUUGAGAUUAUGAUUUCAGAGUGAUAUGAAGUUGCAGCUGUUUAUUUGUGGCAGUUCUCUAAAGAUAUUGUAUCUCUCCUAUUUUCUGUACUCUAAAAAUUACAGGCUCACAGCUCUGGUAAAUGUUUGGAUUAAAACAGUUAAUAUUUCUCUGUAUUUUUAUCAGAUUGUGGCAGCUCUAUUUAAGAUACAUUUGAAGUAUAAAGGAUUGUCAGAGAUGAAUUUGAAAUUGUAUUUUCAGAAAUUAGUACAUAGGUAAAUAAAGGACUGAUAUUUGGAGAUCAGAGAUUCAUUUACCAUUAACCCACUAUACUGCACUUUCUUCAGGAAAGUGGAAGAGAUAUGAUGGAAAUGCAUAUAACUUAUGUUAAUGGAUUUUUCCCUUUCUGCCACGAUCUCUAAAAAUAAAAGAGACACACCAUUUUUAGCAACGUUUCAUUAUAAUAGUCCAAGGUUUUUGAAAGGCAAUGGCCACGAACUAAAAACACAGGACCACCAUCUGAACAUCAGGAAACACCUCUUUAUUGUGCAGGUAAAGCACUGGCAUGGAUUGCCCAGAGAAGUUGCAGUUUUUCCAUCACUGGAGAUAUUCAAAAGCACACUGUCCUGGUUUUGGGAGUCUCUGCUUGAGCAGUGGGAGUUGGAUUUCCCUUCCAAACUCAACUGUGCUGUGACCCUGUGAAAAAUCUCUCUAUACCAUUUAGUUCUUAUUAAGUACAGCCCAUUGGUUCAGUGUUGUACAGACCACAGAAAAAGGGGAACCCCAGUAUCACAGGCCAGUCCAGUUGAAACCCAGGGUAUGGAAGCACUACAGGACACAUAUUUACUCCCUGGAUAGCUGAUCUAACUCAUGCUGGAAGCCCAUUCAACUUACUGGAACCCUGUGACAGGAGAGAUUUUUUGUUAAUGACACUCCUACAGAUCACUGUUGCUAGUUUUAGUACAGACUGAGAAGACUACAGAGACCAGGAAGUUCACAGAGGACCGUUCUUCAUGAAGGGGAGGUCAGGAGUUGAAUGUUACAGGGACUGGUAUCUUUGCUUUCAUUUAAAAUGGGAUAAAAUGCUGUUCAUUCUUGUGUAAAAAUAACUUUAGAAACCAGGUGUGUAGAAGGAGCCUACAAUCCCAUGUCAGUUUCAGUCAACUCAGCUCAUGCCUGACAAGGUCCCAGUUUCCAUCCUCAUACAAUGUGCUCUUUUCCCACUCUUUUGUACUGCCUCUUAUGAUGACCUGCCCCUUCCAUGUGGAGCUACUUCAGUUCCCUAGGCAGGCAGAAGACUAACCUGUUUGAAAAGAUGAGUAAUGUCACUAAAACUGUUCUAGAUCAAAACAAACAUCUUUUCAAAACAGGAUCUGUCACUAGAAGUGGCCAUUAAUGCUUCAUGCAGGACAUUAAAAAAAAGAAAACAUGAAGACAUUUCCAUGCUCCAGUGGUUGGCAGUCACAGAAUGUCUCCAGUGGGAGAGAAUAGGCUUCAGAUGUAACAGCACUGAGUGCCUUGCUCUUCUUUGUACUUAGCCAGAAACACCUUGAAGAGGUGUUCCCAAGCAGUCCUCUAAGCUCUCUUAGAGGACUCAUCAUUUUGCUAGAAUAAAUGUGCAAAGUGAAUCAGAGAAAUUUGGGUAAUACCUUUAAAAUCUGAUUAAGUAUAAAGAUAUGGUAACAGAAGUUUUAUCUUUCUUCUUAACUCACUUUGAAAAUUCUGUGGAUUGUCUAAUAAGUUUCUUGAAAAAACACUUGCCACACUACUUGAAAAUCCCUGAGCAGGCUCGGUCCUCAGAUUUGUACGACUGUAGCAGCAGAAUAAAUAAUGCUAAAUGUCACGUUUGAAUGAGCUUGUUUGCAGAGAGAAGAACUUCAUGUAGAUUAUUAAAAGAUUAUUAAAAGUUA